CUGGGACCUUGAGAGCGGCCAGGCCAGCCUCGGAGCCAGCGGGGAGCUGGGAGCUGGGGGAAACGACGCCAGGAAAGCUAUCGCGCCAGAAAGGGCGACGGGGGCUCGGGAAGCCUGACAGAGCUUUUGCGCACAGCUGCCGGCUGGCUGCUCCCCGCCCGCGCCAGCCCUCGAGAACGCGCGAUCAGGCACCCCCCAGUCCGGUCACCGCAGCGGAGAGCAGGCAGCUCGCUGCAGCGAGGCCCGGGGCGGCCCCGCAGGGACCCUCCCCAGACCGCCUGGGCCGCCCGGAUGUGCACUAAAAUGGAACAGCCCUUCUACCACGACGACUCAUACACAGCUACGGGAUACGGCCGGGCCCCUGGUGGCCUCUCUCUACACGACUACAAACUCCUGAAACCGAGCCUGGCGGUCAACCUGGCCGACCCCUACCGGAGUCUCAAAGCGCCUGGGGCUCGCGGACCCGGCCCAGAGGGCGGCGGUGGCGGCAGCUACUUUUCUGGUCAGGGCUCGGAUACCGGCGCGUCUCUCAAGCUCGCCUCUUCGGAGCUGGAACGCCUGAUUGUCCCCAACAGCAACGGCGUGAUCACGACGACGCCUACACCCCCGGGACAGUACUUUUACCCCCGCGGGGGUGGCAGCGGUGGAGGUGCAGGGGGCGCAGGGGGCGGCGUCACCGAGGAGCAGGAGGGCUUCGCCGACGGCUUUGUCAAAGCCCUGGACGAUCUGCACAAGAUGAACCACGUGACACCCCCCAACGUGUCCCUGGGCGCUAGCGGGGGCCCCCCGGCUGGGCCCGGGGGCGUCUACGCCGGCCCGGAGCCACCUCCCGUUUACACCAACCUCAGCAGCUACUCCCCAGCCUCUGCGUCCUCGGGAGGCGCCGGGGCUGCCGUCGGGACCGGGAGCUCGUACCCGACGGCCACCAUCAGCUACCUCCCACACGCGCCGCCCUUCGCCGGUGGCCACCCGGCGCAGCUGGGCUUGGGCCGCGGCGCUUCCACCUUCAAGGAGGAACCGCAGACCGUGCCGGAGGCGCGCAGCCGGGACGCCACGCCGCCGGUGUCCCCCAUCAACAUGGAAGACCAAGAGCGCAUCAAAGUGGAGCGCAAGCGGCUGCGGAACCGGCUGGCGGCCACCAAGUGCCGGAAGCGGAAGCUGGAGCGCAUCGCGCGCCUGGAGGACAAGGUGAAGACGCUCAAGGCCGAGAACGCGGGGCUGUCGAGUACCGCCGGCCUCCUCCGGGAGCAGGUGGCCCAGCUCAAACAGAAGGUCAUGACCCACGUCAGCAACGGCUGUCAGCUGCUGCUUGGGGUCAAGGGACACGCCUUCUGAACGUCCCCUGCCCCCUUACGGACACCCCCUAGCUUGGACGGCUGGGCCCACGCCUCCCACUGGGGUCCAGGGAGCAGGCGGUGGGCACCCACCCUGGGACCUGGGGGCGCCACAAACCACACUGGACUCCGGCCCUCCCGCCCUGCGCCCAGUCCUUCCACCUCGACGUUUACAAGCCCCCCCUUCCACUUUUUUUUGUAUGUUUUUUUUUCUGCUGGAAACAGACUCGAUUCAUAUUGAAUAUAAUAUAUUUGUGUAUUUAACAGGGAGGGGAGGAGGGGGCAAUCGCGGCGGAGCUGGCCCCGCCGCCCGGUACUCAAGCCCGUAGGGACAUUGGGAAGGGGACCCCCGCCCCCUGCCCUCCCCUCUCUGCACCGUACUGUGGAAAAGAAACACGCACUUAGUCUCUAAAGAGUUUAUUUUAAGACGUGUUUGUGUUUGUGUGUGUGUUUGUUCUUUUUAUUGAAUCUAUUUAAGUAAAAAAAAAUUGGUUCUUUAUUAA
This is a messenger RNA of Nomascus leucogenys (northern white-cheeked gibbon), 1837 nucleotides long. It is a transcript of the gene JUNB, whose product is annotated as JunB proto-oncogene, AP-1 transcription factor subunit. Gene Ontology annotation, biological process: regulation of transcription by RNA polymerase II; regulation of cell population proliferation; regulation of cell cycle. The record is from RefSeq and is a predicted model, not a curated record. Gene Ontology annotation, molecular function: RNA polymerase II cis-regulatory region sequence-specific DNA binding; DNA-binding transcription factor activity, RNA polymerase II-specific; transcription factor binding. Gene Ontology annotation, cellular component: transcription regulator complex. NCBI's taxonomy places the organism in Eukaryota, Metazoa, Chordata, Mammalia, Primates, Hylobatidae.